Colletotrichum truncatum is the source of this 3048-nucleotide messenger RNA. Its product is annotated as mg2+ transporter. Lineage: Eukaryota; Fungi; Ascomycota; Sordariomycetes; Glomerellales; Glomerellaceae. The record is from RefSeq and is a predicted model, not a curated record. Gene Ontology annotation, molecular function: magnesium ion binding; cobalt ion transmembrane transporter activity; magnesium ion transmembrane transporter activity. Gene Ontology annotation, biological process: transmembrane transport; metal ion transport. Gene Ontology annotation, cellular component: plasma membrane.
AUGUAUGAACCUCAUAGAGAACAACGCCGCCGAGGCCAUUCACUCUUCCCACCAAGAACAUCAACGCAAAGCCUUCGGAGUCAGUACAGCAGGGGUGCGAACCUUGUGCAACUGAUCGAGGACUUCCGGAAACAGGAUGACAUAUAUCUCCCAGUCCCACCAACGCCACCACCGCGGGCUCCUGGACGGCGGCGGUCGAACCGGUCGUUACUUCAACCUAUGGUCCGUUUUGCAUCGCCUCUUGAGACCACUGCACUCAGGUGGCGACCGAAGACGCCUAUGGCACCGCCUGUUACGUACGACUCAUCACGACAGCAGACUCCUAUUCUUCCUUAUGCGGUACCAGAAGAGGAGGAAAUACCUCAGCCGCCCUCGCAGGAACCAUCGCCACUCUCCGUUUACGAGGAUGCUGAAGAAGACGACCAGAGCCUAAACUUGGAUGGGUUUCCGAUGCCGCCUGAGUUUAUGAACCGGGAGUAUCUCACUCCCGUUCAUGAGGCCGAUGACUGGGUUGAUAUUGAAGAUACCACAGGCAAGGUGUACGCCUUUGAUCCUGCUCGACCGUCAGCCGAUCCGACAAGAGAUGAUGAUGAUGAAUCUGAUCUGGAGAUGCCAUUCUCCGACGACAAUACCUUGAGAGGAGAAGAUCCGCCACUCAGCAGAGCGUUUUAUGUUUAUGAAUCACGGUAUACUGGGCAGGGUGUCCUGGGCGGUUCACAUUCCGCAGCUCUAGAAAUCGUUUACGAUGCGAGGCGUCGGAGACAGUCCUUGUUUAGAUGGCUGCACGUGCAACAAGACAUGAUGAACUUCGAUGAACUCACAAAUGAAAUUUCACGUUGCCUAUCAGAAAGCGAGCAGAACGACAUCCGAAAGCUUCUUUCCGAUGUAAGAAAAGAUUACUCGAAGACUGUUCGGACCUCUAGAGAUACAACUGUGAAGCAUAUGGAGCCUGGCUACCUCCAGCUUCCUCUCCAGGACAGAGAGACGACGAAAGGGUCGCAGACAGGCAGUCGAUCGGUCACAUGGCUCUGUAUCCCUUAUUUCUCGCUUGAGGAAUACUCCGGAAUCCAGGCGACCGGGAACCCAGGAGCUUAUCCACCCCAAACGCUUCUUCAGUCGUCCUUCUCACGAAACUCUCAGAAGCGGGACAUGCAACAGGCGACGCGGCAGAUUGGUAAUGGAGACAAGAAUUUCUGCUUUCAUAUUCGCCAGCUGUGGUGCAUUGUCCUCGACAACUCACUUCUCAUCACCUGUGGUUCCAUGUCUGAGGCAACGCUACGCGGCGAAACCGUCAGCCUUGUGUCGGAGCCUGCCAGAGAUCCUACCUUGGGAGCGGAUUCCAAGAGAAUUCUCAUUCAAUACGGGGAUUCGGUGAUGUGGUCCUUCCCACUUGCGGAGUGUCAGACUUGGUUCGCCUUUAUUGCUCACUUCUCGGACUUCUGGCCCAAAACAGUGCGCUUUCAAUUCAACGGUCGCCUGCUCACGGAAAGCCGAUGGUGGAAGGUUAUGCAGUUCGCCAAGACGUCACGCAGAAAUGUUGUCAUUACAAUGGAAACUUGUCCUCCACCUCAACUCCCGCCCAGCGGCAUUUUGAAACCGAUUGGACACGCCGUGGGCAGUUCUGGAUCUCAGCCUGGGGUUGUGCUUCAGCCAGCUCCCCUUUUGCCGGGAAAGCACUUGAGUUACCCCCCAGGGCAUGGUAAGGCUCACGAAAAGUUUCACGUCUUCAGCUGGGCCGGCCCUCAUUCUACGAGUCCAACCGAUGGACCCAAUUUUAUCGCCCUCCAAAAGCAGCUUUCAGACGUGGAAGAUUUCCUAACAGCAGAGACAAAUGGGCCAGACCGCCGUGCUUACUUGGACGCCGAGGUGUCAACACGGGAUACGGUCUACGCAUAUCUGGAACAGCAAGGACUAGCUCUUCAAGAUGUGAAGAACAAGCCAUGGAAGAAACAAGAUUACGAAGAGCGCGUCGACAUCUUCAAUGCGGCGGAUUCGCUAUUCAGAUUUUUCUUGCCUCCCCUUUUUGAUGGGCCGACAACGGACAGAUUUUGGGGAGCUAUCAUGAACCUAGUCUGGGUAUCCUUAUCUGAUGACAUGGAAACCGAAAGUCAUCCACAUGCGCUUGACAAGAGGCGGCGCGAGGCAGUCUUUGCCAAUGCACCAUCAAUUCGGAAAGCCCUUCGUCAGCUAGCCCUUCCCAUCAUGGCCUUGAAGGGAAUAUUGUCUUACGCUGAGCCAACGGAUCGCCUCGAGAUCGACGUACCCGUGGACCUGAUCCGUGCCUGGUUGCAUCUGGUCAUUAGCCUGGUCUAUGCCAGUCAUGAUACGCACAUGUGGGAGGACCACCUCGACGUAGCCGAUUCCCUCGUCAAGAGUGGUAUAAAGCACAUUAUGGAGAACCUGUCAAAUCUCAAACUCCUGGAAAGGUCUUCUGUCCUUCCGUUGGAGAUUGUGUCGCUGAUCAGCUAUGAUCUCCUUUCCAACACCUCCGGAAGAUUCGCAGGCAUUAGCGAUACAUACUCAGAGUAUCUUAAGGCUUUGGAAAACGAUAUUGCGAAUGGGGCGUCGGAUGCGUCCUACCAACAGCGAAUAAACUUUCUGCGACAGGAGGUAACUGUGAUAAACCGCACGAUAGCAGCGCAAAACUUUGUUUUCAACUCUAUCCUAGCCUCAAGAGACCAGGGUUUAUCUACAAUACCAAAAACUCGCCGUCUGAACCGCAGCCAUUUUAACCGAGCAGACGGACGAGCCAACUUCCAGGACGGCCUGCGGUCUCAUUUACGCAUGGCAAGGAACAGAUAUGCGGACGACGAAGAGGGAAACCUUCUUCUGGACUCAAUCGCCGAAGUAUCGGACUUUUACAAACUCCCGUCCACGGACUCUGCCGGCUUCAGGGAUCUCCUCGCCGCUGAAUGUACCCAGUUACUGGAGCGGCGAACGAGGGAUUUUGACGAAUAUGCUGAGCAAGCCGACGUGCUUGAGCAAACUGUAAGUCUAACAUGCCAACAUGUGUUGGGCACUUGGACGAGAUUGCUGACUAGAGCCUAG